AUGUCCAUUUCUGGGACCCUUAGCAGCUAUUAUGUCGACUCGAUCAUAAGUCACGAGAGCGAGGACGCGCCUCCAGCCAAGUUUCCUUCGGGCCAGUACACGAGCCCGCGGCAGCCGGGCCCCGGCGAGCACCUGGACUUCCCCUCGUGCAGCUUCCAGCCCAAGGCGCCCGUGUUCGGCGCCUCGUGGGCGCCGCUGAGCCCGCACGCGUCCGGCAGCCUGCCGUCCGUCUACCACCCCUACCUGCAGCCCCAGGGCGUCCCCGCGGCCGAGAGCAGGUACCUCCGCACCUGGCUGGAGCCCGCGCCGCGCGCCGAGGCGGCCCCGGGCCAGGGCCAGGGCCAGGGCCAGGGCCAGGGCCAGGCGGCCGUGAAGGCAGAGCCGCUGCUGGGCGCGCCUGGGGAGCUGCUCAAGGCGGGCCCGCCCGAGUACAGUUUGGAAACUUCGGCGGGCAGGGAGGCCGUGCUGUCGACUCCGCGGGCCGGCUACGGGGACAAUAAAAUUUGCGAAGGAAGCGAGGACAAAGAGAGGCCGGAUCAAACCAACCCCUCCGCCAACUGGCUGCACGCUCGCUCUUCCCGGAAAAAGCGCUGUCCCUACACCAAAUACCAGACGCUGGAGCUAGAGAAGGAAUUUCUGUUCAAUAUGUACCUCACCAGGGACCGUAGGCAUGAAGUGGCCAGACUCCUCAAUCUGAGUGAGAGACAAGUCAAAAUCUGGUUUCAGAACCGACGGAUGAAAAUGAAGAAAAUGAAUAAGGAGCAGGGCAAAGAGUAAAGCUCCCCCAGUGCCCUCACCCCUUCCCCGGCUCUUAUUUAUAAGUGGUGGCUGCAAAGCCAGUGCUAUCUGGGGUGCAGUCAAGUGAAUGGGGAAGGGGUCUUUCUCUGCACCCAGACUUUCUCUCCUUCCCUUCUCCCUCACCUGUUUCUCUCUUCUCCCCUGGCCUCAGGAUUAAGUUUUGUUGAGUUAGAAGGUAGAAGUAGUAAGUGUACUAACACUAACAUGAUGGACCACAAGGAAAAGAGAGGCCCUAGCCAAGCCCCUAACUUUUCUGGGGAGCCCCAGCCCUCACUUUCUGCUUGCCUGUUUCCUUCCCGCACCCAUCCCAAAAGUCACCCAGGGAUACUCCAGUUGCACCCAGCCCCACCUGCAUACACACAGCAAUAACAAGAAAUGUGCACAGCCCCUACUUCACUCAAAGGGAGUGACACCCCCAAUAUAGGCUGUCACACUCUAAGCCUGGGGUACAACCUGACAGAACAGUCAGAGACCAUUAGGCCAGCCAGGGUUCCAUCCCUGGUGCAAGUGCACACCAGGAAGAUGGCUAGUGAGGCCAUCCCUCCAGAAGAGGGUACUGAAUUGAAGCCCAGUGGGACCAUCUCCCAAGACCACCUCCAAGGAAUUCCCACCAGGCAGGUGGAGUCACCCCCUCACCCCACCCCCAGUUCCUCAAGCCAGGUGGACAGGGAAGGGCUGGGACAGAGUGGGGGUGGGGGCUGGCUUUGCCUCCAACACUCAGUGUUGCAGGAAGUGUUUAAUUCUGCAUGACGCUUCCCUCUCCUUCCAACAAAAGGUCACAUUGUGGGUCGGGGAACCUUGACCAGGUGGUCCUUCCGCUUCUCCCGGGCUCCCCCACUUGAUAGAGCUGGUAGCUGGUCCUGCUCUCUACUGCCCUGCCUUGCUCUUUCUUGACCGGCUCCGAGUUCAUUCUGGCGGCCACCUCCCUGAGCACCAGCCACUCCUGAUAGAAAAACCCCUUCAGCCUCCACCCCCUGCUAGCCUCAGUCCCACUGUAGGCAGGAAGGCCAGCUCAGGAGAGUCUGAUGGAGAAUUUAUUGGGAAUCAAUUCCUGAGCUCCCUUCUCCGAGGAAGUUGUGGGGCACAGAGAGGAGUGGCCCCAGCGCGCUGAGGAGCAGGGCCCUGUCCUCCUGCCCACCUCCGCUGGGACCCACGCAGAGGAGUCCCUGGCCUGGUGGCCACCGCCCCAGCACAAGACAGGAGCAGUCCCCAAUGCUGGCCUCUGCCUGGUGUGACUCCCGCCUGGAGGCCGCUUUGCCAGGCUGGCGAGCGCACUGCCUCGCCGGGGAACAGUCCUGCGUGCCAAGGAAAGGCAGAAAGGCACCUAAGCCACCAGGCUGGCUUCCUCUGCUCCCCAGGCACCCCUGUUCCCCCAUCCAGUCAGCCCCUCCAGUCUCGUGGACUCUCGCUCCUGCCCCUCCAGGCCUUUCUGUAGAACUCUGCGCUUUUGUCAGUGGCUGUCGUGAAAAUGUGCUUGUGUUUUUGUGAUUUCUUUGGGGGUGAUUGUCUCGCCUGUUUUGAG
Echinops telfairi (small Madagascar hedgehog) is the source of this 2320-nucleotide messenger RNA. It is a transcript of the gene HOXB9, whose product is annotated as homeobox B9. Lineage: Eukaryota; Metazoa; Chordata; Mammalia; Afrosoricida; Tenrecidae. Gene Ontology annotation, cellular component: nucleus. Gene Ontology annotation, biological process: anterior/posterior pattern specification; regulation of transcription by RNA polymerase II; DNA-templated transcription. The coding region runs from base 1 to 777 and encodes 258 amino acids. The record is from RefSeq and is a predicted model, not a curated record. Gene Ontology annotation, molecular function: RNA polymerase II cis-regulatory region sequence-specific DNA binding; DNA-binding transcription factor activity, RNA polymerase II-specific. The transcript is spliced from 2 exons.